Molecule: messenger RNA, 858 nt
Organism: Stereum hirsutum FP-91666 SS1
Lineage: Eukaryota; Fungi; Basidiomycota; Agaricomycetes; Russulales; Stereaceae
Exons: 4
Coding region: 56-622 (188 amino acids)
Source: RefSeq, a predicted model, not a curated record
CGCUCACGACCAUCACCUCUCAAAACUUCCCUCACUUUCUUCGUUUUCUUUGAUAAUGUCGACCGCGUCGCAAAAGCUUCAAUCGCACCCUGCCUUCCAGCAGGCCCAGAACAAGGCCAGCUUCUACGUUAACCAGCUGGACAAGGAGCUCUCCAAGUACCCCGUCCUUGUCAACCUUGAGCAACGCACGCAAGUCCCCAAGUCGUAUGCCUUCAUCGGCGUAGUCUUCCUUGUCGGCUUCUUCCACUUCUUCAACGCCCUCGCUGCCCCCGUCUCCAAUCUCGUCGGCUGGGCGCUCCCCGCCUACCUGUCCUUCAAGGCGCUCGAGACCCCUGGCCACCAGGAUGACGUUCAGUGGCUUACGUACUGGGUCGUUUUCGGUUUCUUCAACUUCCUCGAGGGCUUUGCCCUCCGCGCCGUCCUCUACUAUUUCCCCUGGUACUUCGCCUUCAAGACCACCUUCAUCAUGUGGCUCCAGCUCCCUGCUUUCCGCGGCGCCCAAGUCGUAUACUUCUCUGUCCUCAAGCCUGUCUUGGCCAAUGUUAGCCACCAGACUCGCUCUUCGGAUACCACCACCUCUGAGGGUCUCCGUGAGCGCGUGGCCACCGCCACCUCCGACUAAGCGCGCGUGCCAGGUGCUCUAUGAUAGACAAGGAGCAUUCAUGAACUUUCCCCCCUUUUCUCUCCCAUUUUGAUUUUCUUUUUGUCUCCAGUUGUUUACGACAAUAUUAAACGCCUUCUAUCCACGUACCUUCCUGCCUCGCCGCUAAACCUGCCUUCACUUUUCGCUCCAAUUUUUAUGUUCUUUCUGCCCCGCUCUAGUUGUCUGAACUCCCCUGUGUUUUUCUCGGCUCUUCU